Molecule: messenger RNA, 2352 nt
Organism: Phyllostomus hastatus (greater spear-nosed bat)
Lineage: Eukaryota; Metazoa; Chordata; Mammalia; Chiroptera; Phyllostomidae
Product: sialic acid-binding Ig-like lectin 13
Exons: 8
Coding region: 150-1142 (330 amino acids)
Biological process (GO): cell adhesion
Cellular component (GO): plasma membrane
Molecular function (GO): sialic acid binding
Source: RefSeq, a predicted model, not a curated record
ACUUCCCAGUGCAGACUGAGGCACCAGCAGCACCUCAGCCUGGGUGGGAGGACGCAGACCUCCACCCAUCGACUGUCAAGCCUCAGAUCUGCAGAGGAUCUGCAGAGGCCCCUGCUGUCCCCCUCCUAGGAGCCCUGAAGCCCCCAGAGAUGCUGCCCCUGAUGCUGCCCCUGCUGCUGCCCCUGCUGUGGGCCGGGUCCCUGGUUCACAGUAGAAGAUAUGUGGUGAGAGUGCAGGAGUCCCUGACGGUGCAGGAGGGCCUGUGUGCCUUUGUGCCCUGCUCCAUCGUCUAUCCCUGGCACUACUGGUCUGACUCUGGUCAUGGCUACUGGUACCGGGAAGGGGCCACUUCAGGCCAGGAUGCUCCAGUGGCCACAAACAACAGAGAUCGUGAAGUGCAGGAGGAGACCAGGGGCAGAUUCCUCCUCUUUGGGGAUCCCAGGAUGGGGGACUGCUCCCUGGACAUCAGAGAUGCCAGAAGGACAGAUGAGGGACUGUACCAUUUCCAGGGGGAGAGAGAAUAUGGUGUAUUCUAUCCUCGAGGAUGGAAUAUGCUCUUCGUAAGUGUCACGGCCCUCAACAAAACACCUGACAUCCUCAUCCCAGGGACCCUGGAGUGCAACCGCCCCAUGAACCAGACCUGCUCUGUGACCUGGGCCUGUGAGCGGGGCACACCCCCGCUCUUCUCCUGGACGUCACCUACUCACCCCUCCCUGGGCCCCUGGACCCAUAAUCUGUCCUCUGUGCUCACCCUUACCCCAUGGCCCCAGGACCACGGCACCAAUCUUACCUGUCAGGUGCAGCUCCCUGCAGUGGGUGUGACUGUGGAGAGAACCAUCCAGCUCAACGUUACCUGUGCCUCCCAGAGCCCAGCAAUCAGUGUCAGCCCAAGAGACGGUACAGGGGUCAGGAUAGGUUCAAGGGUAAAGGCACCAGUAGUCUUGAGUAUAUGGAUGCAGGAAGGCCUGGAGGACGACUUCCAGAUUCCCAGUGGAGCUGAAGGACACAGGAUUGCCAUUGAGCAGAGUCAGGUACCACAGGAGGAAGGUGAUGAGGCCCACAAGGGGCAUGAGAGAUGCCAACACAGAAUCCAGUUAAUGCCUCAGGUGCCCCGUGAAUUCCCACCUGUGUUGCUUUCCUGAGGCCAUCAAAACAAGUUACCACACCGUCAGUGCCUUUUUUUGACAAGUUUUAUUCUCUUGGUUCUUGGGGCCAGAAGUUCAUGCAGGAAGUAAAGUACCUUCUCAUUCUGCCCUUCUAAGGUCUGGACUGAGACUCAUGGAACAGAGAAAGACUAGAUGCCACAUCUUGGGGUCCCAUGUCCUGAACCCCGUGAUGAGAAAUGAGGUCUGAUGUGUGGAAAUCCAGUGGUUGGUGGGACUCACACUCUCAGAGACUCAAGGGGAGAGUCCACCUUUGUGAUUCCCAUAGACUGGGGCUCUUGGCCACCCUUGGUUGGUGUCUGGGUCACUGCAGCCUGUCGCCUGGGCACACUGCCUCAUCUUGCUCUGUGUGCAGAAAGUCACCUGCUGUGUCUCUCUCAGAGGGCAUGUGUGACUACAUUUAGGAACCAUACCUAACAAGGAAGAAUCCUCUCCUGGUCAAUAUUCUCACCUCCAUCCCAUCUGCAAAAACCAUUUUCCUCAUCAGGUAACAUUUGCAGCUACCAGGCUCUCUUUGGGUGGCUAGUAUUCACCCUCUGCACUGCCCAUGUGACCUGCUGCCCCCCAUGAAUGUCCCCAUCCUGCCUCCAGACCUAGUUUGCCCUGCUCUUCCAUGUCCCAAUACAUUUCAGGGUCACCUCAUGAGGGGCACAGGUUUUUGCGAACAGGAGGAUGUUGUUCCAUAAAGGACACCAUUAAGAGAGUUAAAGGAAAAGUUACAGACUUGGAGAAAUAUACCUGCAAAUAUAAAUUUCAUGAAUGGUAUCCAGAAUAUACCCCAAAUUCUCAAGAAACCAAUGAACAAAAAACCAGCUCAGUUGUAGAAAAAAAAAUCACUAAACAACAACAAAAGAAACAACCACACUUAAAAUUUGGUCAAUUAUUUGAACAGACAUUUCUAUAAAGAGAUACAAAUGGUCAAUAAAUACAUGAAACUAUCCUCAACAUUAUUGACACUAGAUCAUUUAAUUUAAACCACACACAUGGGUUCCACCAUGAUUCUGUAAGUUUGCUAUUAUCAACAAACUGAAAAACAGAAAAUAUCAACAGUUGGAGUAGAUAUUAAAUUUCUAUGCAGCAGAAAGAAAGAAGAAGCUCCUACCCUUUGCGACAGCAUGGAUGCAACUGGAAAGCAUUAUGCUAAGCAAAAUAAUCCAGGCAGUGAAAGAUAAAUACCAAUGAUCUCAUC